Alnus glutinosa is the source of this 1191-nucleotide messenger RNA. Its product is annotated as cyclase-like protein 2. The coding region runs from base 2 to 916 and encodes 304 amino acids. The record is from RefSeq and is a predicted model, not a curated record. The transcript is spliced from 7 exons. NCBI's taxonomy places the organism in Eukaryota, Viridiplantae, Streptophyta, Magnoliopsida, Fagales, Betulaceae. Gene Ontology annotation, molecular function: arylformamidase activity.
GAUGUUUGCCAAGCACGUGGAUGUUUUAUCAUCCUACCUAACUCAUUCCCGCUCUCCAGUGCUCUUCACUUCCAUCUUCAACAAACCAUCGGCUAUGACUUCCCUCAUCGUCCUCAUCCUCGUACUGUACGCGGCGUCGCAGACAAUCCCCGCCGUAUCCAGCACCACUGCCUACCCCUCCGCACCGGGCACCGAAACUACGGACUGCUCGGUUUCGGGAACAGACGAGCUCAUACCGGUUCGCCGAGAAGUCUACGAUGGAGGCCGAAUCAUCGAUAUCAGCCACAGGUACACCCCGGACAUGCCGUCGUUUGAUUCGAGUGACGGGAUCGGCCAGUUCCUCUGGCUUCCGAAGAGCAUGAAGAACGGCUCUCUUGCCAACCAGUCCGAGAUAAAGCUGCCCGCCCACACCGGCACGCACGUCGACGCGCCCGGGCACUUCUUCGAUCACUACUUCGACGCCGGGUUCGACGUCGACACGCUUGACUUGGGAGUGCUCAAUGGUCCAGCAUUGUUGGUUGAUGUUCCAAGGGACAAGAACAUAACUGCUGAAGUUAUGAAGUCUCUAAAUAUCCCCAAGGGAGUACGCCGUGUCCUUUUCAGAACUUUAAAUACUGACAGGCAGCUUAUGUUUAAAAAGGAGAGUGACACAAGUUAUGUGGGAUUUAUGAAGGAUGGGGCAAGAUGGUUGGUGGAGAACACCGACAUCAAACUUGUUGGAAUUGAUUACUUAUCUGCUGCUGCCUAUGAUGAUUUGGCCUCCGCUCAUUUUGUCUUUUUGGAAGGCAGGGAAAUCAUCCUCGUGGAAGCCCUAAAGCUCGAUGACAUCCCUGCAGGAAUAUAUUCUGUCCAUUGCUUACCUCUUAGGUUGCUUGGUGCUGAGGGAUCGCCAAUAAGAUGCAUUCUCAUCAAAUAAUAAUUUAUAUUAUUGAAAGAUCUCUUGUGCCUCAAUAGAGCGGGAGAGAUAUGCACCAAAGAAAUUCAGCAACGUAUGUUAAUACAGUUUCCUAAUACUUUUAUGUAUAGGUUAUUAUGAACAAUAUAAUAAACGUUUGUUGGACUCUGCCUUUAAAUAUUGUAGGUAGAAUUUACGACACUAAUAUUUGGUGGACUUAGGGCUUGUUUGAGAACGCCUUUUGGGCGUACGUUUUGUUUUUUACCCAAAAAUCAAGUUGCACCUACUAUUUCUAA